AUGACUUACGGUGAAGACCAUCUUAGGGUGACAGAAACUUACAACCGGUUAGGCCUAGUUUACAGCGAUAUUGGAAAAUACAAAGAGGCCAAAGAUAUGCACGAAAAGGCGCUGCAUGUUCUGGCCAAGAAUUAUGGCGAAGAACAUGUUUGCGUAGCUGAUACGUGUUUCUUGUUAGCAAAUGCAAGCACUAAUAGUGAAGAAUAUGAGACAGUCAAAGAACUACACGCUAGAGUACUGAAGAUUCUGAUGAAGAUAAGGGGCGAAGAACAUCUAAGUGUUGGUUAUAGUUAUUUCUGCCUCGGUGACGUCUUCCACAGCAUUGGCCAAAAGGAGAAGGCCAAAGAACUGUACGAGAAGGGGUUGGGGAUUCAGAAGAAGAUAUUUGGUGAAGAGAACGCCAUGGUAGCAAUAUAUUAUUGCAAACUGGGAAAAAUAUACCAAGGCAUGGGAAAGCUCAGUCAAGCCACACAUUACCACAACAAGACACUUAAAAUUUUUAAGAAUGCCUUUGGUGAGGGGCAUCUCGAUGUGGCAGCAUGCUAUAACCGUUUAGGAUACUGUUUCUUAAGCAUUCAACAAUACAAUGAAGCUAAAGAAAACUAUGAAAAAGCAUUAAUGAUACUGAAAAACCUUUUCGGUGAGGAGUAUCGUGAUGUAGCAAUGGGCUAUUACAACUUAGCAAACAUGUAUGAAGAGAUUGGGGAAUACAAGGAAGCCAUAGAACUAUGGCUUCACUUGCUAUCAGGAGAAAAAUUGACGGUGACAAGCAUUCCGAAGUGGAAAUAA
Stylophora pistillata is the source of this 789-nucleotide messenger RNA. Its product is annotated as amyloid protein-binding protein 2-like. The record is from RefSeq and is a predicted model, not a curated record. NCBI's taxonomy places the organism in Eukaryota, Metazoa, Cnidaria, Anthozoa, Scleractinia, Pocilloporidae.